Messenger RNA from Porites lobata, 37836 nucleotides. The record is from the annotation of a GenBank genome assembly. NCBI's taxonomy places the organism in Eukaryota, Metazoa, Cnidaria, Anthozoa, Scleractinia, Poritidae.
AUGUUUUUGCGGCAGGUUAAAGUGUUUCUCGUUUUUGCCCAGUUUAUAACUACAUGUUUUUCACUUCCCUUGCGCCAGUUUUAUCCUUAUGGUGUAAGGAACGGCGACACCGCACUUCUCCCCAACGAUGAUGGAGGAUCUGGACAAAUACCCGUUUCUAUCCUCUUCCCAUAUUUCGACCGCAACCAUGGUUCCCUUUACGUAAGUACACCCGUCCGGUAUCUACCGGGCUUACAAGAAAAUGAAGAGAGUAAUUUUACAAGGGGAACUCAUAGCCAUAACGCCUUCCUUGUUAGUCUCGCUUGCGUGAGCGUUUUUCGCCCCGUGAGGGUAGUCCCCUUUAUGGGCUAUAUAGGUAUGUGCCGCGCCAAAGGGUAUGGUUUUUUGGUAGUUUUGGUCUGAAAUAGGGUAUCGUUUGUGCACUCUAGUCUUGAAUUGGGUAUGUGUUUUAGAAGAAUUAGCUACUUCCUCGUCAUUUGGCGAUAAGACCAUUUCCCUUUUAAUGUUUACACCAACUACCGUGUACGUGCCGUAACAGCUUGUCACGCGCUCCGGUCACGAGCCGGGCUUGAGGGCUUUAGGUCUCAAAAGGUAUCAAAUUUUUGGUAAUGUCUGAAAAAGGAUAGGAAAAAUCACAGAUUUUGGUCUGAAAUACGGUAAGGGUUUCACGAAACGUGCCGCACAUCCACAUUCAAUUUUUCUGGAAGUAUUCUCCCCCGCCCCCGGGCUUUUUCGUCGUAUUUAGGACACAAAUCAGGUGUAGCCUGCAUGAGUUGCAGCUGGCUACGCACUCGUCUAUACAGAAGGUUUAGAGCGUCUGCGACGCAGGCAAAUCGGGGGUCAUUGUGCUAGGCGUUCCUCGAGGAGACGUUGGAAACCGGGAUAAGAAUGGUUGCGUGAUCAAAGCCACGCAUGUUUUGCGAAGAAAGCUUAGGAAAGAUUAAAUUUAGAACUUUUCCGAAACGUGUCGGUCCACGAAUUCUAUCACUUGAAAGCGUUGAUUGCUUUGAAACAAGUGAACACUACUGAGUGGUCGGAAAAAAAAGAAUCUUAAUUAACAAAAUUGCGAUGGUCGGGUGUUGUAAGCUUUCAUUGUAUGCAAAUGGUCUUGUGAUGAGGAUGCGAUUUAUUCCGGCGAUGAUUGAAAUGAUGUGCCAUGUAAAUCACUUUUAUGGUCUCUGGUAGUGAUGUAAUUUUCUCUGGAAACGAGGCCCUUGAAUUUUCGUGUAUUAGAUUCACGCUUCAGCCUGCGACCGGAGAGUUUUUUCUUGUCGUCGCUAACACGCGUACUAAAUCAAUUCAGAAACAAAUAAAAAGUGUCGACGUUGAUAAAGUAGGAAGUAAAAAACCUUUAGCCAGUAAAUCAUGUUUCUUUUAGAAUCAAUGGCCUGCUCAUUUCUGGAUUUAAUCUCCAAGCAGGCGAGACUGAAUGUACCCUGGGUUGCAGAGGAAAUUUUUUUCUUAUCGAUACUGAUGGUUCGGACCUCUGGACAUGUCUGGAGCCAGGGUAGACUGAAUGCCGCUGUAAGCGCGUUCUUGUUAAUUAAGUGAUAUGUGACUUCUAGAUUUCCUUUUCCCUUUUUCUUUUUUUUUUGUUUUUUUGUUUUUGUUUUUCGUUUUCUCUAAUUAUAGGAAGAGACAAAAGAUAACCAAAAGCUGUAGCAACCAAGAUGUUUGACUAGAUGUGGCGCUUGCCCGCUUGUCACCAUUUUGAACUAAAAUACAAAAAUAAUAAGGGGGAACGAGGGAGGUGGAGGGGCUUCCAGACCCGUCCUAGAUAAAUGCCGUAGGGCUAGCCUUCUUAGCGACGGCCGAUCUUGCUUCGUGUAGGGUCUGAAUGGUUGUGGCUAUGGCUCUAGUAUUUUCUGGUUGUAUCCUGAAUUCUUAGACAACGACAUUUUGCGCUAACUUUAGUCUUCAUUCUUGAAUAUGAUCUGCCCGCAAUAAAUCGAGAACUGAAUUGGUUUCAACACGUUCUGCUUAGAGAGCAGCAAGGCGCUGCACACGUAGCUGGAUUAACUUGAAAAUUAGGACCUUUUUUCUCCGUUCUACUGCUCAUCGUUAACAUUUGCCUGAUUAGAAAUGCUGUCGUGUUUUUGAGACAUGUCUACUGUGCAGCCAAAGCCUUUAAAACUCAAUUAUUUUGACAGGAUGGACAUCAAAAGUUUAUCGUGCCUUUAAAUGCACGAUUUUGUAAUAUGGAUAAAAAUAGCAUCGAUCGUGGUCAAACGAACCCGGAACUGGAACAAUGGGUUGGGUUUCAAAGGAAAUAAAAGAUUACUUAUAUUUGAAGUUGACCGGUCAUGCUAAGACAAUUUUUAGGGAACGUGAGUUUCUUCCUGAAAGGUCAUUUGCCCAACCUCGUGGAAUUUUACGACACUUUUAGCUAUGAAUCAAUAUACCCGGAUUAUUUCUAAGUAUAUUUACUUAUCCGUAUCUAGGAAGAAAUUUGACUGUUCAAAUCAUCUCACUCAAGCUUUCCACUCCAGUUCAUUUUUAUAUAAACAUUCACGCGUCUCCGUCUCUAUUUUUGCAUGCAAGCUAGCAACUUCGAAUGAUUAUGACCGAAAAACAAAAGGCCUAAAACAAUUUUCCUAUAUAUUAGGAACCUCAGGAAGCUAUGAUAGCAAUUAGCUAGCUAAUAAAUUUCAAAGAAUACUUGAUUUUUUUUUCUCCCAUGAAGAUCCUUUUUGUUGAGAAAGACAGGUUCUUGGUGGCAAUUUUUCUGUUGUUCACAUUCACUGUUUUACUGUUUAUUUCCUCCAUCUAUUGACACUUUUUGUAUUGAUUCUUGCUUUGUGACUGAACUUCAUCUGUCUUGAUCUUUGUUGUCUAUUAAGGUAAACACAAAUGGAGUCGUGUCAUUCUUAGUGGCAGUAAGUCAAUUCACUCCUGAUCCCUUCCCACUUGGUGAUCAACGGCGCCUCAUCUCCCCUUUCUGGGGCGAUGUGGACACAAGAAAUGGAGGUGUUGUGUCUUACAGAGAAAGUACAGAUACUGCCUUGUUACAGAGAGCAACUAAAGACAUUCGACGCGCUUUCGUACGUCAUCAAAAAUUCACGGCAACGUGGAUUUUUAUAGCUACCUGGGACAGAGUCGCAUUUUACGGAGCAAGCGGGCUUAUGCAGAACAAGGUAUGGAUUAGAGAUAAAUGAGGCGUGCGCUGCUUCAGGUCUUAUCUGAGUGAGUAAUUUUCGGUCUUAAAUUUUCCUCGAUUCAACAAAUUUAUAGAUUUCACUGUUUAUCGUAGGAGCUUUCAAAACUACUCAAGGAUCACAAAGGCAAGAAAGACCGUUUCUUGAUCAGUGCGGAUGGUACGAUCAGUACACUAAAAAUGCAAUAUUUUGUUUUAUGCUUUAGGUGAACACCUUUCAAGCUAUAUUGGUCACCAAUGGACGCCAUUCCUUUGUAAUAUUCAAUUACAAUCGGAUUAUGUGGACAACAGGAACAGCCAGUGGAGGAAAUAGCCAAGGUUUGGGUGGCACGCCUGCUCAGGUGAACAAAUUAACAAGGCCUAGAAGAAAAACUAGCUAUUUCACCUCAGACUGAUUUUUAAAUUUCAGUAUCCUAAAUUACAAGGACACACCAAAUAAAUUAUCAGUUAGAAAAGACUUUCGCCCCUAGAAAAUUUUCAAUUUGACCAAAAUAGCUUCAGCAAAAUGCAAAGUAAGCAGUCACCAAAUUAAGAACAGCACACCAGGCAGACAUGACAAAAUUUCUAGCCCGUGUGAAAUAACUGCCUCUUCCGUGGGCUUAUUUAAGGCUGCCAAGCAGGAAGCAAGGACGACCAGCUGCAGGCAGCCGAAAAUGAGCGAGAAGAGUGCGUGACGAAUGAUGGGAACGGGCCAGAGUACGAGCGGGGAAAGCUGGGAAAGAAACGUAGUAGAAGGAAGAAGGCUGCUAUAUCCUCCGCCGAAAAUCUGUGAAUUCAGUAGAAAAUGUUCAAAUUGUCCAGAUAUAAUGCUUUUGAGGAUUCUGUUAGCUUCUCGAAAGGUCAUAUGAACGCUAUGAGCAGACAUAACCGCAGACGUUAGAUCGAGACUAGUGUAAAUCUGACCUGAUAAGGGGCUGCUUUCAAUGUGUUGUUAAUUAUGCUAUAUUCAUGUUUAUUUACGAUCGAUAACUUUCUAAAUUACAGCCUGUGUAGCUGACGGUUUUGUUGGGUAGUGCGCGCUAACAAGCGCUUGCCUUUUUCUUCUUUCCCAAGCGCAGCUUGGCUCGUUUCGCACGAGCUAUCCUCACGAAAUCCCCAGCUACUGAGGACUGCGCUCUCCCAGCAAAUUAAUUCUGUAAUAGUUUCCCUACACCUACUCUAUACACGAUCUUCAUCGAUGGUGCCAUUGGCGUUAAAGAUUUACUAGUCUUGCUUCACCAACUCUCCCUACAUGCUUGUGCCGGAACAGAUAUAGUCAGUUUGAUCUUUAGAGAUUCAAACGCGGAUAAGGCUUUGAAUGUUUGCGUUAUAGGCCGGUUUCAACGCUGGAGAUGGGAUCAGAUUCUUCCAGAUUAAUGGCUCAAGAACCGGAGACAUUGUUAAUCUUCCAUCCACCUCCAAUGUAGCUGUUCCAGGACAGUGGAUGUUCCGAACUGAUGAGGCCAGUGUUGAAGCCGGAGGAUGUAAUACUAAAGGUAUACUUCUAUUUUAACACAUUCUAUUGACUUUCCCUCACUUUUUUAUAUAUACCCGCAAAGCCCAUCUACUGAAAUUUCUCCUACUCCUGAUGUUCUUCAAGAACAGGGUAAUAAGGUAAAAAUAGAAGUGAACGGAUUGCCUUUGUAUUUAUUAAAUCAUCUUCUUAUUAGAGCAGCUGCUUUACACUAAUGCAUAUGUUGGUAUCAAUAAGAAGAACUCUCCUCAAACCUCUAGCCUGCGUCGCAGACGUAAUUUAGCCCUGAUUAGAAACGUCUGCGAAGCAGCGCUGAGAUCCUUGUUAUGGGCCCCCAACGGACUAACAAAUUGAACGUGAUUAGCAAAUGGACAAUGACCUUUUUAACCUGAGGCCAAUCAAGGCGCGUACUCAAAUCCGGGAACACAGGUGGGGUCUCAAAACUAGAUUUUCGGCGUUGUUUGGCAGACUUGGCCUGUACACAGACGUUGUUUCCUCUUUCCUUUCGAAAAUCGACGAGCAGACGAGCAAAGUGAGCGCGUAAGAGCGAACGCGGAGCCCACUCUCCAGCGCAAGCGAUCAAUAAAUUCCCCGUUGGUUUUUUUCUCAUACACGCGCUCGACGAUCUCUAAAGAGAAAAAUAAAGCGUCUGUGAACAGGCUAGACUAAACCAGGGUUUAUCAGGCCCAGUUCAGACGUCGUGCUUCUGCCGUGCCGAACUUAAUUGUAAUUUGGUUCGACUGUAGCACGGCAGGAAAACAACUUUGAUUCAGACGUCGUGCAAGAGUCGAGCCAAAUUCAGGAUUUACUGAUACCUCGUAACAAUUCUUCUCCCAACUCCCCGUGGGAACGCAAUCUCGCCAAAAUACAUUAAUAUAAUUUAUGAAUUUUGUUUAGCGCGGCAGAAGCACGAGGUUUGAAUGGCUGCCGUGCCAGAACCGUGUAGCACGGCAGCGCUUGUCGAACUUAAUUGCUUGCCAAACUUAAUUCAAAAGUUUGAUUCAGACGUCGUGCUUCUGCCGUGCUUUUGUCGAACUUAAUUCCUGAAUUUAGUUCGGCACGGCAGAAGCACGACGUCUGAACUGGGCCUUAGUUUCUUGUGGUGCAGACUACAAACCUCAAGCCAGCUCGAGUGUCGGCUGUGUCCCCUACACUAAGAAUCUCUAUCAAAAUUCUUUUUGUCACUAAUAACAAUCUAUUAAUUAAUCAUCAGGUUCUUUAACUAUCUCCCCUCGAUCUGGGAUAAUGCUGGGCGGUACGAGCUUGAAAAUGAGUGGACCUUGUUUCAAGCAGGAAGAUAACAUAGUUGUCCAGUUCGACAACAACAUUAACAUAAACGGCACGUUCGGAACGGAAAUUCAGUCUUCCGUUACCGUGCCUGUUCUUGACAGAACAGGAAGAGUACCGAUUAAAUUGUCAGUCGAUGGUGGAAAUUCUUUUCAACACAAUGGAGUUUACACAUCAGGUAUUUUCCUCUCAUAUCUUAUACUUUAAGCAAAGUAAUAUCAAUUAUUAUAAUUAUUAUUAUUAUUCCUUCAUUCAUUCAAAUAAUCCUCAGUUUGUGAUUGGCUCAAAUCCACUUACUAAUUCUGCAUAAGAAGCUAAUAUUGACCAAAUUUGGAAGACGUUUGCCGUAUUCGGUGAAAGGACGUCAUUAGCGCAGGAUAUCUUCAGAAAAAGUUGAGUAUCCGUAGUACUACAUAAGCAAUCCACUGAUUGCUUCUUAAUUAUUCACUGGUUAAUCAUUCUUCACAACAAUUUUGUCACCAAUAGUCAGACUAAGGAACGGAUAACAUGAUCCGGCUGGAUUGCAUUGGCCCGUCAAAUCAGUUUGUUUCUUAUUUCUAAUCUCAAGAACAACAAAAAUUCCAUCGAGCAAAUGACACAGGCGUACUACCUGUGAUGGAUUAGAAGGAAAAACAAUAAUGAGGAGUAUGCACCCAUUUGUGGUACGCCCAAUGUAAAGAUCUUCCCUUAUUAGGGUUAACUUUUCUGGGUGAUUCAAAUGAUUCCAAACGACAUGUGACACCAAUCUCUGUUAAUCACUUUUUUAUAUCGUUCGAGACAGUUCCUAAUGGACCAAUUAUGAUUGGCACCACAGUUACUUUGCGCAAUUUCCAGAUCCGUUUCAACUCCCGCUUCAGGUCUUUGCAGUUCUCAAUUUUCUCAUUCUCUUUGUCUUUCACUUGAAUGUCAAAACAGACAAGUAACAUCAAUAAUCAGGCAUUUGCGUUUUAUUGUUAUUAUUAUUAUUACUAUAAAUGAUUGGGGUUUUCCCGUUAAUCAGUAUUUUAUGAUACCAGUUACACUAUGAUCUUCCGCCGUGCUAUCUUUCCCUUGAUUUAGUCCCCAUGGAUCGAUACACACCGGAUGUACAACGACAGAACGCAGAUGAAUGGGAAGAGGGUUCGUUAGUUGAUAUCAUCUGGGAUUCCGAAAGCAUCGGAGACACUAGCGAACAAGUAUCGAUCGAUCUGGCGCGUUAUAAAAUGGGCCACGAUGAAGUUCCAGAACUGGAAAGUUUCCACACAGUAGUGAACUCCCAGUUGAAUACAGGCCAAGGUCAGUUUGUCGUCACAAAAGGACAGGGAGACGGGUAAGUCAAGAAAAAGUUCACAGUGCGGUGUUUCAGGCCUCUAUGAAUUCUUGAAAGUUCCGGAAACUCAUUUAAACUGGAAUUUCCAUCGUGGUCUCAUUGAAAUUAUAAAACGAAAUACCAUCGAUUCGUCUUUGGGAGCUUUUUACGCAACUGCUGUUUUUUUUUUCUUUCUUUCCGAACUGGGCCUUUUCUUUAGCAGUCUGACAUUUGCACAAACGUGUUUUUUACUUGUAAUAAGAUGUCUAAAAAAUGAGAAAAAAGUGACUUGUUAAAAUCCAAUUUUAACUGAUGCGUUUAACCUCAAAACAGUAGUUACCAAGGCAAUCACACAUCCCUCUGAAAUACGGGCGUAUAAGCCCUAUUUUCUGACAAAAUCUCCAAAACUUGUUUGUUAACCUGUAAUUUAUUCUGUGUUACAAGACAUAGCUAAUUAUCUUCCAUGAAAUAGCAAAAGUUUCUUCUAUAGCAUAGGAAUCCAGUUAAUUAUUUCCAGAAAAGACGAACAUUGUAUGACAAAAAUCCAGCGGAUAGUUUUUUUUCUUUUAUCUCUUGUAUAUGAAGGGGAAAAACAAAUAUUAUUUACAUGCCAAAACGCACUAUAGGCCCUUGAAAAUAACCUUAAGAUAAUUUUUUUCCACCUUCUGUUACCGUUUGACACAGUUCUUUUUCCCCUAAAAUGCAUGCUCUUCGUGGCUACUUCUUUAAUUCCAGAUACAUGUGCACCUAUGGAUGAAGAGCUGCAAUUUGUGCGCGGAUGCUCUUACAAUUCGUUUCGAGGCCCCAAUUCCAACAGUUUUAUUCGUUAACGUGCCCUAGAAUCAUCAGUUUUAUUAUGACUAGAGGCAUAUCCCAAGCAAUUAUUCUUUUUGCUAGGAAUCCAUAUCGAAACUGGGUAUAACGCCUGGCCGAACUUUGCAAGAGAGUAAUAGCAAGAGCAAGGGUUCGAUCCUUUUUGUUGUGGAUGUUUAUUUUUCUUCAGUGGUUUUGUCUAGAAUACAUUUUCCCGCUGUAAUUUCCGACGGCUUUAGGAAAUAACUGUCUAAGAUUUCUUGAAAAAAUAUCAUUACUGCAUGACUAGACUGAGAUUCAUCAAGAUCAGGCGCCUUCGUUUUGCACUUUGGCCCAUGAUAAAUAAAACAUAUCGCCUCUUUAAAGCCAGAAAUUGAGCGUUUUGGUUAAAAGUAAUUUAGGUUGUGCCAACAGACAGUCGAGAGUCUGCGGGUUCCAGAUUUCAGAUUCCUUUUUAUGUUUCAGCAACAUCGACGAUCGUUAUGUAAACCUUGUUCGGGUAUCAAGGAAACAGAGUGGUGGAAGCAGCGUUUCUCGGGCCCAGUGGGUGUGGAGUGAUUUGUUUGCCUGGAAAAAUGCCCCAUGGGCCAUCAGGAGGUGCAAAGUUUGGUAUGAGCGAGAACCCAAUCCAGAAGACUUCAGAGGUAGUUUUAGCUAGAUGCCAGUGUGCGGCUAAUUGAUUUUUGUUUAUUUGAUGUUCUGGGUCGGUAUAAAUCUAUGUCCUGCGUGUUUUCUAUUUUUAUUUAUUUUUAUUCUAUUUUGUUUUAUUAACGACCGUGUUCGCCUCGUAUGUACUUAAUUGUGGGUAAGAUUUGUUUUACGUUGUUUUUCUUAGUAAUAUGUUCUUCCUGUUGGUAACUGCGAUCCAUGUGCGACCACCUGCCAUAAGCGACUACUUGUCCAAAAUACCGAACUAUUUUCAGUCAAUAAUCCCAGCUAUGUUCGCCGCAUGUAACGUACGCAAUGAGGUGCUGCUCGUAUUUUAUUCUGUAAAAUUUACUGAGUCUUUGAAUGCGUAGAUCAGGUGUCAGAGACAGAGCUGGUGACCGAGCUAUCCCGGGAAGAAACCCCUGUGUUUCAAGGUUUCGACUGUACCAGGCGACCCCCUCUCGUAAGCGACCAGUACCUGGCCUCUUGGGUGGAACCUUCCGGGGGCCUAGACUGUAUAUAAAAAAGUCAUUAAGUCAUUUUUUUUGCCUUUAUAGCUGAUCCCAGCAUGGAACCCUGCCCAAGAAGCUUAACCCAGGCCAUGGCUGAUCGCGGGCGUUUCAUGUCUGAUGAAGAGUGUAAUCCGUCCAAUCGAGAGGGCUGUUCUCGCUUCCACGAGGGCGCCGUUCAGUGCUUUAAAAUGGUUAGACCCAGGUAACCUCACUUAGAGAGACCAACUUUCUAGAAAUCAAUAACGAACUUGUUAUUACAGUCACUAUUUUGAAAGUUUGCUUUAGCACUUGUUACUACAGCUCUACGAGUAAAGGUUUCUUUCUGGCAUGGCUUUUAGCACCAAUACGUAGUCGUUCUCCAAUUAAUUUCGCGACUGAUAGCAACGUGAAAGACUCGGUAAAUGCUAAAAGCCAUGCCACAAAGAAACUUCUUAUCGCAGGGUAUUACUACAGCUAUCACCGGCCUCAGCAAGUAAAAAGAGGCAAAAAGGUCACUUUGUAUUGCAUUGUUCAAUAUAGUUACCUCGCAUGCCUUUUCAAAUCAAGAUGAAAUGAUGGGAGAAUAGAUAAAGUUUGUUAGCUCAGUUGCUCCGAUGAGCGCAAACUUAAGCAAGGGUUAAAAUUGUAACCUCUGGCGCAGUUUUGGCUAACCCUCUAACAGUCCCUUUUUUGGCCGUUUUUUUUUUUUUUUUUUUUUAAUUAUUUUUUCAAAAAUUAAUUUAAAAAAUAGCCGAAAAAAAUUAGGAAAAAGAGUUAGGAAAAGAGUUAUCACUUGUAGUAAAAUUCUGUAGGUAAAUUCUGUCUUUACGACUUUUCUCCAUAGCUCCAAAGGGGCUGGUCAGCAGUGUUGCUAUAACAACUUUGGCAACUUAAUGAUGGGCAAACCCAACGCAGGUUCUCUUGAUCGAGUUCAUCCGAAUGCUGGUCUGCCUGUGCUAUCGCACUUCUUCCACGACUUAGUGCCAUACCAGGACUGUUGUCGGUUGUCGGAUAGCUGCGACAAAUAUUUUGAGAAGCGGCCAUCAGAUGACGGAUCACAGUACCAAGCUCCAAGGCCUGGUAAGUAAUCUAGCUCAAAACAGUUACUUCACUUAUUCUCACCAAUCCACAAGUCAAGACAAGAGUAAUGUUAGAAAAAGGUUAAAAUGCCAAAUGAUUGGUUUGGAACACCAACAUGGUCGGCGUUUUAUUGUUUAGUGACCAACAUGGCAGACGCUCAAUAAAUCACCCAAAAAGGCCACUUUCUCGAUGAUGUCAUUUUUCUACAACGUCCAGAAUUCAUUUCGUUUUUGCUUUCUUAUUUAAUUUUGUCAAUCCUGCUUAGGUUUAAAAAACAAUAGCCCUUAUUUGCACAAGAAAACAACAGACUAAAGGAUUCAGGUAGUUGUAGAAGAAUGACGUCAUCACGCAAUUGUUCAAAAUGGCCGGGUAUUCUGCAGUUAUUUCGGAAUUUUUUUAUGUGAUACAGAUACAAAGUACACAGAAAAACCGUUCAGACUACCAAUAAAAAAGACCAAACCACUCUCGCUCACUGUUAGAUUUAUGACUUGGCAUUCAGAGAUCACUCUGAUCCGUUAGGCAAAAAGUGAUAAUUUCUUAAUACCAUGAAAUCAUUGUUUUUCGUUGAUUUCUGCCUUUUUUCUUAAUUAUAUAGCAAAGAUUUCACUCAAUCAAAAAUGACUCAUGACAAUUGGUUUGGAGUCCUUGGUUUAAUCAUAGUUAUUAAAGUGGAAUGGUUAUGAAACCCGUUAGACUCCUUUGUUAUAUGUUUUUGUUAUCUUUUUUGGACCUGACCGUGCACAAUGUUCAAUAGCAUUUCUAUCAUUUUGAACUUACUGACCAAUAGAAACAUUGCAUUAAUUUAUUCAGCCUAAAUUUGUGAACAAAAAACAAAAAAUUGUGCACGGUCAGAGAGCUUCCAACAUAAACUACAGCCCUGUUGUUUUCGACUUUGAUGUUCGCCGGCUUUCCCAACCAGUCUCCUCUACUACCUAUGGUUUAAUAAUUUGGAUGAGAAUUUUUGGAUUAAUGAUUUUUCGAAUAUUUUUAAUGUUUAAAAACUAACGGGAGAUGUAUGAAUUUUUGGAAAAUUAGAAAAUAUUGGAUUGGGUUUUUUUUUAAUUGAAGGUAAAACAAAAAUAUGAAGUGAAUAAUUAGUAGACAAUUACCGCAUAGUCCACCAUCACAACAAGGUGCCUCUGAUCCCAUUAGCGGACUAACUGGUUUAUUUGUAUACUUUUUCUACCCUAAUUUAUUUCCUUCCCAAAUCAAAAUCAACAAAAGAAAAAAAAUAGAAAAACCCCUUAAAUCUUAGUUGAUAAGAUCACUGUGAAAAUGACAUAUUUCAAAUGCUUGAUAACUUCUGUUUUUAUUCACUGUUAGCUACUGGAUUUGGUGACCCUCACAUGGUGACGCUAGAUGGAACUCCCUUCACUUUUAAUGGCCACGGUGAAUACUCCAUUUUAAAGGUUAGAGGUGUGAACUUUACACUACAGGGGCGGAUGGAGCCUCUGGUUAAUAACGAUGGGUCUCAAACAGAUGCUACUGUAUAUACGGCGUUUGCAGCCAAGGAAUCUGGAUCAGAUACAGUACAGGUUAGAGAUUAAAUAGUCCGAGAAUCACGACACUUCAAGGAUAUUGGAGUAAAUCUAGAAGGCGUUUUCCUUCAAAAUGUAAUUUUGUCUUUUUCCGCCUGUUUGCGAAGACAAAGUUUUGACCAUCGGUCAAUCGGUUUUAAAAUUCUGUACUACCAGUCCGAAGGCAGACUUUAAUUUUGUACCAGGAGUGAUCAAGUUUAGUUUUACACAAAAACUGACAACCAUGGAAUGACUGGACAAAAUGCAACCGACGAUUCGACCAACAAAAAAACGACCGUUAUAAUUGAGUCAAAAGACUGAUCGGAUCGAAAAGAAACCAAUCACGUUUGGAGACCGCAUAGCCAAUAACACCACGGCUUAACUGACAGGCGACCAAUAACAUCGCGACUUACUUGACCAACCAGACAAAUAAUUUACCAGAGCUUUUUACCAUACUCGUAAUACAACUCACUUUGGCUCUAAAGAUUACUACCACACGCACAAAGGUUGUUAUGCACUCACUGUCACCAACUGUCCUAUUCAGGACGACACUCAUUAUUAUUGACCAUAAUGAUUCUAUUUCACCUACAGUGGAACCCCUCCUUUGGGACACCUCUAUUCAAGGGUCACCUCCAUUCAGGGGACACAAAAUUUGGUCCCGGAAAAAUGUUCACAUAAUCUUUGUAUCUAUUCUCUCUAGUGAAGGGACGCCUCUAUUCAGGGGAAAGGCACACUUUUUCUGGGUCCCGAAACCCGGGGUUAACCUCCAUUCAGGGGACACCUAAUCACUCAGAAAGUGCCGGACUGACCACAAAGAGGGUCAAUAUUUCUAACUGCGCACUUAUCACAAUGAUAGAAGCUUUCACAAAGAAAACUGACUAAUUCUCGACGUAAUGCACUUUUGUGAAUCCACCAUAUAAUUUCGUAGAGAUAAAUUAAUAAUGAUUUGCUAUGUUGUAUUUCUUGGUUAAUUAUUAACUGCCUCAGCCCAACCUCUCUUCAGGGAACACCUUUAUUCAAGGGACGCUUGACUCGGUCCCUAGGGUGUCCCCUGAAUAGAGGUUCCACGGUACUUAUAAAUAAUUUUAUCCGAGAAAAAAAUGUUCCGACCUGACCAAUAGCAGUUUUCUUAACAAUGACUGAAUUCCAAUAAGGACACACUGAAUCAAUGAUUUGUUCGAUAUAUAAUGCAUGAAUCGAGUUAAAAGUAGCCGCACGUUCUUGCUUACCAAAAAAUAGAACUUCAGGCUACUCCUAGCUAGUUUUCAUUUCAUGGGAAGCUAGUAUGUAGUAGCCUGCGCUUCUAUGUCAUACCCAAGUCUAUUUAUCCAUCCCUUGCAUGUAGAUUCACUUAAAUGGCCGUGGAUUGGUCGAUGUUUUGGUGAAUGGAGAAAUUGUUGAUUUUGACGAGUUAUCCCUCUGGGAAUUCAACGGUGUGUCAGUGUUGCAGUACGUCAACACAUCCAAGUACUCGGCCAUCUUUCAUUCUGGGAUCUCGGUAACUGUAGAAGGUCAAACAGAACUGCUUGGUCUUGUGACGUUAGUACCAACCAUGUUUAAAGGUAAGGUGCUGAAUGUUAUUAAGGCUGAAAAGCCCCUUAUUCUCUAAGUAUCUAUUCCCUUUUGUGAAAAUCUAGGUUUUGUUAUACAUAAAGAAAACGCUAUUUAAGCGGAAAUAUCAGCAUUAAACACAAGAUAACAGAAUUGACUGAAACAUUCAAAUAAGUGAUAAAUAUAAACUGUGGAAGAAAGCAAUAGAAAAAAGACCAAAAAAUCUUAAAACAAGCAAGCAUAGGCAUAACUAAUAAGAUUCCGACACGCUGACCACUUACCCUGCGAGAAGAGGCUACAUUUUUACCAUAUGCUCUGAGUGGAUUUCAGAAAUAGCUUUAAAGAGAUCUUGAGUACUGUUAAAUGUGAAUCCAAGGGUCCGAAAUAUUAAGCCUGUUUACUUUAUAAGAAGGCUAAGUAGGGAAAAUGCAUGUUCUUAGUCGCGGGUCAGUAUUACAAUUGUGAGUUCACGCAUAGUAAUUAAUGCUGAAAAGGAUAUACUCUGACCAAAAAGGUAAGAGUAAUCAUAGGAACAAUUUAGCUUUUACACGAAUAUUCGCAUGAAAACGACUUGAUCUAAAAUAUAUUGUAAAAAAAUGGAAUACACUUUUUUUUUUCAGGGAACACAAGCGGACUUCUUGGUUACUGGGACGACAGCCAAGAAUUAGAAUAUCUUAAGCCCGAUGGCACGUUUCUGAGUACGAAUUCCAGCUUCAAAGAAAUCCACAGGAACUUUGGACAGCUUUGUAAUUAUUAUUUCCUCUUGACUCUUUAAAACAACGAAUUCAAUUUAAGGAUAUUUGUGCCCAUAAUUUCUGCAUAUCCUUAAUGCGCUUGUUAUUCACUGCAAUAUCACCAAGGAAGAGACUCACUGAGUGGUGGUCGGUACCGUAAGUUAGCAACCAAAACAAGUUUUGGUUUUUUAAUCUUGUUUAGAUGACAAGUUUUUUUUAGAUAAGGUGUGGUCUUUUUUUACUUAGAAAUAGAAAUUUAAUUAUAUAAUCCUUUUCAGCCUAGGACCGGUUUAACCUUAACCUAUUAUUUCACUGUGUCAGAUGUUUAGCAAUAAUUAGAAAGCGGUUCUGCCAUUUUAAGAAAUAGUGCGGGAAAAAUCUUGCGUGGAGAGAGAAGAAUCAACCCCCUCUUUUUCUUUGCAAGUCCAAAAGUUUAUUCGCAAGGCCUUUUGGCUCAAAAGUUAAAUACUUGAUGGGUCGCCAGCUUGUGGGCUUCUUCUUGAUUUCUUUUCCCGUCUACUUGUUUAAAGGGGUGACGACAGCAGCUGAGUCCCUGUUUACUUAUGAACAAGGCAAAAGCCAUGCAACUUAUCACCAUCCAAACUAUCAGCCGAUAUUUGCAGACAGUCAACCACUGGUGUUUUCCAAUAAAUCUCUGGAAAAAGAUGCCAAGGACGUUUGUGGAGACAAUUUGCAGUGUAUGUUUGAUAUUUACACGACUAAGAAGGUGACCAUUGGGAAAGCAAGUAAAGAAACUGUGGAACAGUUUGUCGCUGUCGUUAAUGAUACCGUUGAACUAGGUAUGAUUUAACAUCUUGAUGAGUGUUAGAACUGCACAGAAAUUGAAGGGAGCUGUUUACAGGUGAGGGUGUCUUGGACGAGAGCUGAUAACUUGUCUCUGAUGAAGAGCCUAGUUAACUAAAUACUUUUGCCUUUACUGACGGAGAGAAAGUCCUUGACGAUUUGGCAACAAAAAUGUAUCUGGACAACUCAAAGCACUACCCUAGCUCUCUUAAUUAAUAAUUAAAAGGAAACAUAAGAAAAUAAGAUAAGUGAUUGAAAUCUUUCGAGAGAAAAAAAAUGCUACCGUCAAGAGACGGUAUGUCUUUCAAUCGUCAAAUACCAAACCAGGCAGAUGUUCGUUACAGAUAAAGAGAUGUGCAAGUCAGUACAAGAGACUUAGUUAUUAAUUUUUCGCUUUUUGCAUAUUGAUGGCGGUCUAACGUGCGGUCUGUUUGUAAAUGGCUACGCCAGUUAGUUGAGUUUGACUAAUGGUCGCAGGUCGGGGUCCGAAGUCGUGGUCGCAGGUCCCAUUAGUUGCACGUAGCAUUGACCAACUCGAAAGCCUAAGCUAAUUUGGUCACUGUGCGCACACUUCACCUUUGAUGUUAUCGUAAUUUGUUGUUGUUGUUGUUUUUUUUUCUUUAUUUUGUUAUGUAUUGUAAUUUUAGUAGUAACCUCUUAAAAUAGUGCAAAAAGAUAGAAAAUCUGAAAAAUCUGAAUCUAUUCGUGGUACUUUGAAACAACUGUUUCGAACAAAAUAUAAGUCAGAGUAAUCAUUAUUUGCCGGUUACAUUAAAAUCACUGCACUGACGUCAUAGUAAUUUCGUUGCAUGUCGCUCACGUUUAACAGGUGUUAAACCAUUCCAUCUUAAAGAAAAUAAGAAACUACUCGGAGUCUUGGACGGUUGCUGAUACGCAUUAUUCCUUUACAGCUUGUGUACCACUAAACUCUGAGCUAACGGAUGGCAUCGUGUUCAGAAAUGAUACGGAAUUUGGCAUAGAUUACAUGUUUGUCUGCAAUAGAGGAUUUGUCUUGAACGGUUCAAGCCACGUGACUUGCAAAGACGGUGUUUACAAUGGUUCAGCCCCAGAAUGUCUUCCAAAAGGUAAGCUAUUGAAUAAAUUAUAUACCUAAGUUUUUUUAUGAGGGAACAAACAGCUGUUUAUUUUCCCGCAACGAAAAACAGGGAAAGGAAUGGUGUCCAAUCAUUGUACAUCAGACAAUAGAAAUUGCUCAUAAAAUUUGUAUAAGCCUAAUGAAAUGGAACCCGGCUCUGCGGACAACUGAUUAAACUGACACCCACGUAUAAAAGACACUUUCGUUUGUCCCGACGAAAAGCUCAUAAAUUUUCUCUAAAAUCAACCUGCUUAAUACGAACACAAGAUGAUAAGGACAAAGGACACUUUUGUGACCCGAGUUCGCCACAUCUCUCAUAUCUUGUUAACCCCGCUUCACGCAAGUUGGUUAUCGGCGCACUGUCUAUUUUCAUUUUGCUACAGUCUCAGUCAAAAUGGUUGGGACACUUUGGGGUCUCCUUGUCCCCUCAAUGUUGGUGUACAAGGUUUGGUGACCGAACCGCGAUAAACAACUUUGAGAGGGACGAGGUGAGCACGAGAAGGGAAAAAACAGCGUUUGGCUAAAGUGUCCCAACUAUUUUUGUCUAAGAGUGUGUCGGGGAGAAAUUUGAAGGCGCGUUGACAGAUAUAGAGGUUAAACUGUAGGUCGGUCACAAGCGACGGGUUUUUGGUUUGUUGGGCGUCCAUUGUGUUUCGCGAACGUUUCUAUAGCAGUGAACUAAGUUAUUUGGGCAUAACAACAUAACACAAAGAAUGACCAGUUCGCAGAAAUUUCUUGAACAGAGUAGAGUAUUGGAAAAUAAAGGGAACUGAGUGUGCAGUAAGUCGUACACAAAUAGCUUUCUUGUGGCCGAUUGGUAGCGUGACAACAUAGCACGUGCAUGGCUAUCUACGUAAGAUUCGGGGCUUUUCGUAUACGGAGAGGCGCCCUGAAUGUGCCACAUUUCUGGAAAAAAUGUGUGGAAAAUAACAAAGAAGGUCUCUUUGCCAAGAAAGAGUAUAGGAACAAGGCUCAAAGGGACGCCUUUCUAACUUAACGGCAAGAGGCGAAAGACAGCCGAAAAGAGCGAUUAAGCGAUGUCAAGAGAAAGGGGGAAACUUUUUCUCCAGUUUGGAGGAAAAUGCAACAAGCCAGGAUUAUUCCCAAAACGUAUCAGCGAGAACAGUAUCCCGCUUUCUAAAUUUCUAAAGAUACUAUUCAGGACUACCAGCGCGUAAAAAGGGUGUCCAACAAUAGUGUAACUGUUUGGUCCGACGCCAAAAAGUUUCUUAAUGAUAUUCCAGGCUACUGCUGUGAAAUCGACAACUUUUUAUAACUUGCUUACAGCAUAUGUUAAUUUGGCCUUGCGCCAAAUGGUGACAUCGGUUCUCAUUCUUUACCCCAAAUAUACACUUUCCUGAAGAGCUCUAAAACAAACUACUGUGCCAUAAAUGUGGGACUUGAGGUCCAAAACAUGAAUCAUAUCAAACGAGGACAGUACCUAUCCUUAAAACCUCCAAAAAAAGCGUUAUACUCGACGUGUACACGGGUCACCGUGCAUUAAUUCAAUUAAGAUAUUAUAAGUUUCUUUCAGCGAACAAUCGUGUCACCAUGAUCAAAGUUUUAAUGACUUGUCUUACAUGUAUCAAGGCGCUAUAAACCUUAGCUAUUUCAAUUAAGUGUGAAAGUCCCUUAUCCUUUUCUUUCUUAAUCCUUUGUAUAUACCAGAGAGGUCUUAGAAAAUGCCCUGGAUAGUAUGGUGACCUGUUAUGGUGACCCGUCUAAUCGUGCCUCCACCGGUAUAAUAUAUUUAAGCGGCAAGAUACAAGCCUGCGAAAUAAGGCGCGCAGUUUUGACUCAACUGUUGUUCACUCUUUAAACCCAAUACGUAGAAAACUUUUUUUAAUACUUCGGAAUGUUGUAAUUAAAGAAACAAAGACUUCUUUCCUCUAUUGAUUGUCUUCUCUCUUUCUAUCCGUGAAAUCUCUAAUGUUUUUUCCCGAAAAAAUGGCUCCGAAACGUGCAUAUACCUGCCUAGCGAUUUCCCGCCACUAGAGCCAACUUGGAGUCACAUACCUAAAAUUCCUCUAAAAUACAGUCUUAGUCAAAAUGGUUGGGACACUUUGGGGUCUCCUUGUCCCCUCAAUGUUGGUGUACAAGAUUUGGUGACCGAACCGCGAUAAACAACUUUGAGAGGGACGAGGUGAGCACGAGAAGGGAAAAAACAGCGUUUGGCUAAAGUGUCCCAACUAUUUUUGUCUAAGAGUGUGUCGGGGAGAAAUUUGAAGGCGCGUUGACAGAUAUAGAGGUUAAACUGUAGGUCGGUCACAAGCGACGGGUUUUUGGUUUGUUGGGCGUCCAUUGUGUUUCGCGAACGUUUCUAUAGCAGUGAACUAAGUUAUUUGGGCAUAACAACAUAACACAAAGAAUGACCAGUUCGCAGAAAUUUCUUGAACAGAGUAGAGUAUUGGAAAAUAAAGGGAACUGAGUGUGCAGUAAGUCGUACACAAAUAGCUUUCUUGUGGCCGAUUGGUAGCGUGACAACAUAGCACGUGCAUGGCUAUCUACGUAAGAUUCGGGGCUUUUCGUAUACGGAGAGGCGCCCGAAUGUGCCACAUUUCUGGAAAAAUGUGUGGAAAAUAACAAAGAAGGUCUCUUUGCCAAGAAAGAGUAUAGGAACAAGGCUCAAAGGGACGCCUUUCUAACUUAACGGCAAGAGGCGAAAGACAGCCGAAAGAGCGAUUAAGCGAUGUCAAGAGAAAGGGGGAAACUUUUUCUCCAGUUUGGAGGAAAAUGCAACAAGCCAGGAUUAUUCCCAAAACGUAUCAGCGAGAACAGUAUCCCGCUUUCUAAAUUUCUAAAGAUACUAUUCAGGACUACCAGCGCGUAAAAAGGGUGUCCAACAAUAGUGUAACUGUUUGGUCCGACGCCAAAAAGUUUCUUAAUGAUAUUCCAGGCUACUGCUGUGAAAUCGACAACUUUUUAUAACUUGCUUACAACAUAUGUUAAUUUGGCCUUGCGCCAAAUGGUGACAUCGGUUCUCAUUCUUUACCCCAAAUAUACACUUUCCUGAAGAGCUCUAAAACAAACUACUGUGCCAUAAAUGUGGGACUUGAGGUCCAAAACAUGAAUCAUAUCAAACGAGGACAGUACCUAUCCUUAAAACCUCCAAAAAAAGCGUUAUACUCGACGUGUACACGGGUCACCGUGCAUUAAUUCAAUUAAGAUAUUAUAAGUUUCUUUCAGCGAACAAUCGUGUCACCAUGAUCAAAGUUUUAAUGACUUGUCUUACAUGUAUCAAGGCGCUAUAAACCUUAGCUAUUUCAAUUAAGUGUGAAAGUCCCUUAUCCUUUUCUUUCUUAAUCCUUUGUAUAUACCAGAGAGGUCUUAGAAAAUGCCCUGGAUAGUAUGGUGACCUGUUAUGGUGACCCGUCUAAUCGUGCCUCCACCGGUAUAAUAUAUUUAAGCGGCAAGAUACAAGCCUGCGAAAUAAGGCGCGCAGUUUUGACUCAACUGUUGUUCACUCUUUAAACCCAAUACGUAGAAAACUUUUUUUAAUACUUCGGAAUGUUGUAAUUAAAGAAACAAAGACUUCUUUCCUCUAUUGAUUGUCUUCUCUCUUUCUAUCCGUGAAAUCUCUAAUGUUUUUUUCCCGAAAAAAUGGCUCCGAAACGUGCAUAUACCUGCCUAGCGAUUUCCCGCCACUAGAGCCAACUUGGAGUCACAUACCUAAAAUUCCUCUAAAAUACAGUCUCAGUCAAAAUGGUUGGGACACUUUGGGGUCUCCUUGUCCCCUCAAUGUUGGUGUACAAGGUUUGGUGACCGAACCGCGAUAAACAACUUUGAGAGGGACGAGGUGAGCACGAGAAGGAAAAAAACAGCGUUUGGCUAAAGUGUCCCAACUAUUUUUGUCUAAGAGUGUGUCGGGGAGAAAUUUGAAGGCGCGUUGACAGAUAUAGAGGUUAAACUGUAGGUCGGUCACAAGCGACGGGUUUUUGGUUUGUUGGGCGUCUAUUGUGUUUCGCGAACGUUUCUAUAGCAGUGAACUAAGUUAUUUGGGCAUAACAACAUAACACAAAGAAUGACCAGUUCGCAGAAAUUUCUUGAACAGAGUAGAGUAUUGGAAAAUAAAGGGAACUGAGUGUGCAGUAAGUCGUACACAAAUAGCUUUCUUUGUGGCCGAUUGGUAGCGUGACAACAUAGCACGUGCAUGGCUAUCUACGUAAGAUUCGGGGCUUUUCGUAUACGGAGAGGCGCCUGAAUGUGCCACAUUUCUGGAAAAAAAUGUGUGGAAAAUAACAAAGAAGGUCUCUUUGCCAAGAAAGAGUAUAGGAACAAGGCUCAAAGGGACGCCUUUCUAACUUAACGGCAAGAGGCGAAAGACAGCCGAAAGAGCGAUUAAGCGAUGUCAAGAGAAAGGGGGAAACUUUUUCUCCAGUUUGGAGGAAAAUGCAACAAGCCAGGAUUAUUCCCAAAACGUAUCAGCGAGAACAGUAUCCCGCUUUCUAAAUUUCUAAAGAUACUAUUCAGGACUACAAGCGCGUAAAAAGGGUGUCCAACAAUAGUGUAACUGUUUGGUCCGACGCCAAAAAGUUUCUUAAUGAUAUUCCAGGCUACUGCUGUGAAAUCGACAACUUUUUAUAACUUGUUUACAACAUAUGUUAAUUUGGCCUUGCGCCAAAUGGUGACAUCGGUUCUCAUUCUUUACCCCAAAUAUACACUUUCCUGAAGAGCUCUAAAACAAACUACUGUGCCAUAAAUGUGGGACUUGAGGUCCAAAACAUGAAUCAUAUCAAACGAGGACAGUACCUAUCCUUAAAACCUCCAAAAAAAGCGUUAUACUCGACGUGUACACGGGUCACCGUGCAUUAAUUCAAUUAAGAUAUUAUAAGUUUCUUUCAGCGAACAAUCGUGUCACCAUGAUCAAAGUUUUAAUAACUUGUCUUACAUGUAUCAAGGCGCUAUAAACCUUAGCUAUUUCAAUUAAGUGUGAAAGUCCCUUAUCCUUUUCUUUCUUAAUCCUUUGUAUAUACCAGAGAGGUCUUAGAAAAUGCCCUGGAUAGUAUGGUGACCUGUUAUGGUGACCCGUCUAAUCGUGCCUCCACCGGUAUAAUAUAUUUAAGCGGCAAGAUACAAGCCUGCGAAAUAAGGCGCGCAGUUUUGACUCAACUGUUGUUCACUCUUUAAACCCAAUACGUAGAAAACUUUUUUUAAUACUUCGGAAUGUUGUAAUUAAAGAAACAAAGACUUCUUUCCUCUAUUGAUUGUCUUCUCUCUUUCUAUCCGUGAAAUCUCUAAUGUUUUUUCCCGAAAAAAUGGCUCCGAAACGUGCAUAUACCUGCCUAGCGAUUUCCCGCCACUAGAGCCAACUUGGAGUCACAUACCUAAAAUUCCUCUAAAAUACAGUCUCAGUCAAAAUGGUUGGGACACUUUGGGGUCUCCUUGUCCCCUCAAUGUUGGUGUACAAGGUUUGGUGACCGAACCGCGAUAAACAACUUUGAGAGGGACGAGGUGAGCACGAGAAGGGAAAAAACAGCGUUUGGCUAAAGUGUCCCAACUAUUUUUGUCUAAGAGUGUGUCGGGGAGAAAUUUGAAGGCGCGUUGACAGAUAUAGAGGUUAAACUGUAGGUCGGUCACAAGCGACGGGUUUUUGGUUUGUUGGGCGUCUAUUGUGUUUCGCGAACGUUUCUAUAGCAGUGAACUAAGUUAUUUGGGCAUAACAACAUAACACAAAGAAUGACCAGUUCGCAGAAAUUUCUUGAACAGAGUAGAGUAUUGGAAAAUAAAGGGAACUGAGUGUGCAGUAAGUCGUACACAAAUAGCUUUCUUGUGGCCGAUUGGUAGCGUGACAACAUAGCACGUGCAUGGCUAUCUACGUAAGAUUCGGGGCUUUUCGUAUACGGAGAGGCGCCUGAAUGUGCCACAUUUCUGGAAAAAAAUGUGUGGAAAAUAACAAAGAAGGUCUCUUUGCCAAGAAAGAGUAUAGGAACAAGGCUCAAAGGGACGCCUUUCUAACUUAACGGCAAGAGGCGAAAGACAGCCGAAAGAGCGAUUAAGCGAUGUCAAGAGAAAGGGGGGGAAACUUUUUCUCCAGUUUGGAGGAAAAUGCAACAAGCCAGGAUUAUUCCCAAAACGUAUCAGCGAGAACAGUAUCCCGCUUUCUAAAUUUCUAAAGAUACUAUUCAGGACUACCAGCGCGUAAAAAGGGUGUCCAACAAUAGUGUAACUGUUUGGUCCGACGCCAAAAAGUUUCUUAAUGAUAUUCCAGGCUACUGCUGUGAAAUCGACAACUUUUUAUAACUUGCUUACAGCAUAUGUUAAUUUGGCCUUGCGCCAAAUGGUGACAUCGGUUCUCAUUCUUUACCCCAAAUAUACACUUUCCUGAAGAGCUCUAAAACAAACUACUGUGCCAUAAAUGUGGGACUUGAGGUCCAAAACAUGAAUCAUAUCAAACGAGGACAGUACCUAUCCUUAAAACCUCCAAAAAAGCGUUAUACUCGACGUGUACACGGGUCACCGUGCAUUAAUUCAAUUAAGAUAUUAUAAGUUUUUUUCAGCGAACAAUCGUGUCACCAUGAUCAAAGUUUUAAUAACUUGUCUUACAUGUAUCAAGGCGCUAUAAACCUUAGCUAUUUCAAUUAAGUGUGAAAGUCCCUUAUCCUUUUCUUUCUUAAUCCUUUGUAUAUACCAGAGAGGUCUUAGAAAAUGCCCUGGAUAGUAUGGUGACCUGUUAUGGUGACCCGUCUAAUCGUGCCUCCACCGGUAUAAUAUAUUUAAGCGGCAAGAUACAAGCCUGCGAAAUAAGGCGCGCAGUUUUGACUCAACUGUUGUUCACUCUUUAAACCCAAUACGUAGAAAACCUUUUUUUAAUACUUCGGAAUGUUGUAAUUAAAGAAACAAAGACUUCUUUCCUCUAUUGAUUGUCUUCUCUCUUUCUAUCCGUGAAAUCUCUAAUGUUUUUUCCCGAAAAAAUGGCUCCGAAACGUGCAUAUACCUGCCUAGCGAUUUCCCGCCACUAGAGCCAACUUGAGUCACAUACCUAAAAUUCCUCUAAAAUACAGUCUCAGUCAAAAUGGUUGGGACACUUUGGGGUCUCCUUGUCCCCUCAAUGUUGGUGUACAAGGUUUGGUGACCGAACCGCGAUAAACAACUUUGAGAGGGACGAGGUGAGCACGAGAAGGGAAAAAACAGCGUUUGGCUAAAGUGUCCCAACUAUUUUUGUCUAAGAGUGUGUCGGGGAGAAAUUUGAAGGCGCGUUGACAGAUAUAGAGGUUAAACUGUAGGUCGGUCACAAGCGACGGGUUUUUGGUUUGUUGGGCGUCCAUUGUGUUUCGCGAACGUUUCUAUAGCAGUGAACUAAGUUAUUUGGGCAUAACAACAUAACACAAAGAAUGACCAGUUCGCAGAAAUUUCUUGAACAGAGUAGAGUAUUGGAAAAUAAAGGGAACUGAGUGUGCAGUAAGUCGUACACAAAUAGCUUUCUUGUGGCCGAUUGGUAGCGUGACAACAUAGCACGUGCAUGGCUAUCUACGUAAGAUUCGGGGCUUUUCGUAUACGGAGAGGCGCCCGAAUGUGCCACAUUUCUGGAAAAAAUGUGUGGAAAAUAACAAAGAAGGUCUCUUUGCCAAGAAAGAGUAUAGGAACAAGGCUCAAAGGGACGCCUUUCUAACUUAACGGCAAGAGGCGAAAGACAGCCGAAAGAGCGAUUAAGCGAUGUCAAGAGAAAGGGGGAAACUUUUUCUCCAGUUUGGAGGAAAAUGCAACAAGCCAGGAUUAUUCCCAAAACGUAUCAGCGAGAACAGUAUCCCGCUUUCUAAAUUUCUAAAGAUACUAUUCAGGACUACCAGCGCGUAAAAAGGGUGUCCAACAAUAGUGUAACUGUUUGGUCCGACGCCAAAAAGUUUCUUAAUGAUAUUCCAGGCUACUGCUGUGAAAUCGACAACUUUUUAUAACUUGCUUACAGCAUAUGUUAAUUUGGCCUUGCGCCAAAUGGUGACAUCGGUUCUCAUUCUUUACCCCAAAUAUACACUUUCCUGAAGAGCUCUAAAACAAACUACUGUGCCAUAAAUGUGGGACUUGAGGUCCAAAACAUGAAUCAUAUCAAACGAGGACAGUACCUAUCCUUAAAACCUCCAAAAAAAGCGUUAUACUCGACGUGUACACGGGUCACCGUGCAUUAAUUCAAUUAAGAUAUUAUAAGUUUCUUUCAGCGAACAAUCGUGUCACCAUGAUCAAAGUUUUAAUAACUUGUCUUACAUGUAUCAAGGCGCUAUAAACCUUAGCUAUUUCAAUUAAGUGUGAAAGUCCCUUAUCCUUUUCUUUUCUUAAUCCUUUGUAUAUACCAGAGAGGUCUUAGAAAAUGCCCUGGAUAGUAUGGUGACCUGUUAUGGUGACCCGUCUAAUCGUGCCUCCACCGGUAUAAUAUAUUUAAGCGGCAAGAUACAAGCCUGCGAAAUAAGGCGCGCAGUUUUGACUCAACUGUUGUUCACUCUUUAAACCCAAUACGUAGAAAACUUUUUUUAAUACUUCGGAAUGUUGUAAUUAAAGAAACAAAGACUUCUUUCCUCUAUUGAUUGUCUUCUCUCUUUCUAUCCGUGAAAUCUCUAAUGUUUUUUCCCGAAAAAUGGCUCCGAAACGUGCAUAUACCUGCCUAGCGAUUUCCCGCCACUAGAGCCAACUUGGAGUCACAUACCUAAAAUUCCUCUAAAAUACAGUCUUAGUCAAAAUGGUUGGGACACUUUGGGGUCUCCUUGUCCCCUCAAUGUUGGUGUACAAGAUUUGGUGACCGAACCGCGAUAAACAACUUUGAGAGGGACGAGGUGAGCACGAGAAGGGAAAAAAACAGCGUUUGGCUAAAGUGUCCCAACUAUUUUUGUCUAAGAGUGUGUCGGGGAGAAAUUUGAAGGCGCGUUGACAGAUAUAGAGGUUAAACUGUAGGUCGGUCACAAGCGACGGGUUUUUGGUUUGUUGGGCGUCUAUUGUGUUUCGCGAACGUUUCUAUAGCAGUGAACUAAGUUAUUUGGGCAUAACAACAUAACACAAAGAAUGACCAGUUCGCAGAAAUUUCUUGAACAGAGUAGAGUAUUGGAAAAUAAAGGGAACUGAGUGUGCAGUAAGUCGUACACAAAUAGCUUUCUUGUGGCCGAUUGGUAGCGUGACAACAUAGCACGUGCAUGGCUAUCUACGUAAGAUUCGGGGCUUUUCGUAUACGGAGAGGCGCCCGAAUGUGCCACAUUUCUGGAAAAAAUGUGUGGAAAAUAACAAAGAAGGUCUCUUUGCCAAGAAAGAGUAUAGGAACAAGGCUCAAAGGGACGCCUUUCUAACUUAACGGCAAGAGGCGAAAGACAGCCGAAAGAGCGAUUAAGCGAUGUCAAGAGAAAGGGGGAAACUUUUUCUCCAGUUUGGAGGAAAAUGCAACAAGCCAGGAUUAUUCCCAAAACGUAUCAGCGAGAACAGUAUCCCGCUUUCUAAAUUUCUAAAGAUACUAUUCAGGACUACCAGCGCGUAAAAAGGGUGUCCAACAAUAGUGUAACUGUUUGGUCCGACGCCAAAAAGUUUCUUAAUGAUAUUCCAGGCUACUGCUGUGAAAUCGACAACUUUUUAUAACUUGCUUACAGCAUAUGUUAAUUUGGCCUUGCGCCAAAUGGUGACAUCGGUUCUCAUUCUUUACCCCAAAUAUACACUUUCCUGAAGAGCUCUAAAACAAACUACUGUGCCAUAAAUGUGGGACUUGAGGUCCAAAACAUGAAUCAUAUCAAACGAGGACAGUACCUAUCCUUAAAACCUCCAAAAAAAGCGUUAUACUCGACGUGUACACGGGUCACCGUGCAUUAAUUCAAUUAAGAUAUUAUAAGUUUCUUUCAGCGAACAAUCGUGUCACCAUGAUCAAAGUUUUAAUAACUUGUCUUACAUGUAUCAAGGCGCUAUAAACCUUAGCUAUUUCAAUUAAGUGUGAAAGUCCCUUAUCCUUUUCUUUCUUAAUCCUUUGUAUAUACCAGAGAGGUCUUAGAAAAUGCCCUGGAUAGUAUGGUGACCUGUUAUGGUGACCCGUCUAAUCGUGCCUCCACCGGUAUAAUAUAUUUAAGCGGCAAGAUACAAGCCUGCGAAAUAAGGCGCGCAGUUUUGACUCAACUGUUGUUCACUCUUUAAACCCAAUACGUAGAAAACUUUUUUUAAUACUUCGGAAUGUUGUAAUUAAAGAAACAAAGACUUCUUUCCUCUAUUGAUUGUCUUCUCUCUUUCUAUCCGUGAAAUCUCUAAUGUUUUUCCCGAAAAAAAAUGGCUCCGAAACGUGCAUAUACCUGCCUAGCGAUUUCCCGCCACUAGAGCCAACUUGGAGUCACAUACCUAAAAUUCCUCUAAAAUACAGUCUCAGUCAAAAUGGUUGGGACACUUUGGGGUCUCCUUGUCCCCUCAAUGUUGGUGUACAAGGUUUGGUGACCGAACCGCGAUAAACAACUUUGAGAGGGACGAGGUGAGCACGAGAAGGGAAAAAACAGCGUUUGGCUAAAGUGUCCCAACUAUUUUUGUCUAAGAGUGUGUCGGGGAGAAAUUUGAAGGCGCGUUGACAGAUAUAGAGGUUAAACUGUAGGUCGGUCACAAGCGACGGGUUUUUGGUUUGUUGGGCGUCCAUUGUGUUUCGCGAACGUUUCUAUAGCAGUGAACUAAGUUAUUUGGGCAUAACAACAUAACACAAAGAAUGACCAGUUCGCAGAAAUUUCUUGAACAGAGUAGAGUAUUGGAAAAUAAAGGGAACUGAGUGUGCAGUAAGUCGUACACAAAUAGCUUUCUUGUGGCCGAUUGGUAGCGUGACAACAUAGCACGUGCAUGGCUAUCUACGUAAGAUUCGGGGCUUUUCGUAUACGGAGAGGCGCCUGAAUGUGCCACAUUUCUGGAAAAAUGUGUGGAAAAUAACAAAGAAGGUCUCUUUGCCAAGAAAGAGUAUAGGAACAAGGCUCAAAGGGACGCCUUUCUAACUUAACGGCAAGAGGCGAAAGACAGCCGAAAGAGCGAUUAAGCGAUGUCAAGAGAAAGGGGAAACUUUUUCUCCAGUUUGGAGGAAAAUGCAACAAGCCAGGAUUAUUCCCAAAACGUAUCAGCGAGAACAGUAUCCCGCUUUCUAAAUUUCUAAAGAUACUAUUCAGGACUACCAGCGCGUAAAAAGGGUGUCCAACAAUAGUGUAACUGUUUGGUCCGACGCCAAAAAGUUUCUUAAUGAUAUUCCAGGCUACUGCUGUGAAAUCGACAACUUUUUAUAACUUGCUUACAGCAUAUGUUAAUUUGGCCUUGCGCCAAAUGGUGACAUCGGUUCUCAUUCUUUACCCCAAAUAUACACUUUCCUGAAGAGCUCUAAAACAAACUACUGUGCCAUAAAUGUGGGACUUGAGGUCCAAAACAUGAAUCAUAUCAAACGAGGACAGUACCUAUCCUUAAAACCUCCAAAAAAGCGUUAUACUCGACGUGUACACGGGUCACCGUGCAUUAAUUCAAUUAAGAUAUUAUAAGUUUCUUUCAGCGAACAAUCGUGUCACCAUGAUCAAAGUUUUAAUAACUUGUCUUACAUGUAUCAAGGCGCUAUAAACCUUAGCUAUUUCAAUUAAGUGUGAAAGUCCCUUAUCCUUUUCUUUCUUAAUCCUUUGUAUAUACCAGAGAGGUCUUAGAAAAUGCCCUGGAUAGUAUGGUGACCUGUUAUGGUGACCCGUCUAAUCGUGCCUCCACCGGUAUAAUAUAUUUAAGCGGCAAGAUACAAGCCUGCGAAAUAAGGCGCGCAGUUUUGACUCAACUGUUGUUCACUCUUUUAAACCCAAUACGUAGAAAACUUUUUUAAUACUUCGGAAUGUUGUAAUUAAAGAAACAAAGACUUCUUUCCUCUAUUGAUUGUCUUCUCUCUUUCUAUCCGUGAAAUCUCUAAUGUUUUUUCCCGAAAAAAUGGCUCCGAAACGUGCAUAUACCUGCCUAGCGAUUUCCCGCCACUAGAGCCAACUUGGAGUCACAUACCUAAAAUUCCUCUAAAAUACAGUCUCAGUCAAAAUGGUUGGGACACUUUGGGGUCUCCUUGUCCCCUCAAUGUUGGUGUACAAGAUUUGGUGACCGAACCGCGAUAAACAACUUUGAGAGGGACGAGGUGAGCACGAGAAGGGAAAAAACAGCGUUUGGCUAAAGUGUCCCAACUAUUUUUGUCUAAGAGUGUGUCGGGGAGAAAUUUGAAGGCGCGUUGACAGAUAUAGAGGUUAAACUGUAGGUCGGUCACAAGCGACGGGUUUUUGGUUUGUUGGGCGUCUAUUGUGUUUCGCGAACGUUUCUAUAGCAGUGAACUAAGUUAUUUGGGCAUAACAACAUAACACAAAGAAUGACCAGUUCGCAGAAAUUUCUUGAACAGAGUAGAGUAUUGGAAAAUAAAGGGAACUGAGUGUGCAGUAAGUCGUACACAAAUAGCUUUCUUGUGGCCGAUUGGUAGCGUGACAACAUAGCACGUGCAUGGCUAUCUACGUAAGAUUCGGGGCUUUUCGUAUACGGAGAGGCGCCCGAAUGUGCCACAUUUCUGGAAAAAAUGUGUGGAAAAUAACAAAGAAGGUCUCUUUGCCAAGAAAGAGUAUAGGAACAAGGCUCAAAGGGACGCCUUUCUAACUUAACGGCAAGAGGCGAAAGACAGCCGAAAGAGCGAUUAAGCGAUGUCAAGAGAAAGGGGGAAACUUUUUCUCCAGUUUGGAGGAAAAUGCAACAAGCCAGGAUUAUUCCCAAAACGUAUCAGCGAGAACAGUAUCCCGCUUUCUAAAUUUCUAAAGAUACUAUUCAGGACUACCAGCGCGUAAAAAGGGUGUCCAACAAUAGUGUAACUGUUUGGUCCGACGCCAAAAAGUUUCUUAAUGAUAUUCCAGGCUACUGCUGUGAAAUCGACAACUUUUAUAACUUGCUUACAACAUAUGUUAAUUUGGCCUUGCGCCAAAUGGUGACAUCGGUUCUCAUUCUUUACCCCAAAUAUACACUUUCCUGAAGAGCUCUAAAACAAACUACUGUGCCAUAAAUGUGGGACUUGAGGUCCAAAACAUGAAUCAUAUCAAACGAGGACAGUACCUAUCCUUAAAACCUCCAAAAAAAGCGUUAUACUCGACGUGUACACGGGUCACCGUGCAUUAAUUCAAUUAAGAUAUUAUAAGUUUCUUUCAGCGAACAAUCGUGUCACCAUGAUCAAAGUUUUAAUAACUUGUCUUACAUGUAUCAAGGCGCUAUAAACCUUAGCUAUUUCAAUUAAGUGUGAAAGUCCCUUAUCCUUUUCUUUCUUAAUCCUUUGUAUAUACCAGAGAGGUCUUAGAAAAUGCCCUGGAUAGUAUGGUGACCUGUUAUGGUGACCCGUCUAAUCGUGCCUCCACCGGUAUAAUAUAUUUAAGCGGCAAGAUACAAGCCUGCGAAAUAAGGCGCGCAGUUUUGACUCAACUGUUGUUCACUCUUUAAACCCAAUACGUAGAAAACUUUUUUUAAUACUUCGGAAUGUUGUAAUUAAAGAAACAAAGACUUCUUUCCUCUAUUGAUUGUCUUCUCUCUUUCUAUCCGUGAAAUCUCUAAUGUUUUUUCCCGAAAAAAUGGCUCCGAAACGUGCAUUUACCUGCCUAGCGAUUUCCCGCCACUAGAGCCAACUUGGAGUCACAUACCUAAAAUUCCUCUAAAAUACAGUCUCAGUCAAAAUGGUUGGGACACUUUGGGGUCUCCUUGUCCCCUCAAUGUUGGUGUACAAGGUUUGGUGACCGAACCGCGAUAAACAACUUUGAGAGGGACGAGGUGAGCACGAGAAGGGAAAAAACAGCGUUUGGCUAAAGUGUCCCAACUAUUUUUGUCUGAGACUGUAGUUGUACACAUUAUACCCUGUGCAAAUAAUGACAGAUUUAUGGGCGUCUAUGCGAUUUUAUCAUCGGAAAAAACAGUAGCAAAGAUGCGUGGUAUGUUUGAUUUCGAUCAGUCCGUCUUUCUUAAUUAUGGUGUUUUACCCUUUUAUUUUGGUCCUUUAUUAAAGUUUUCACUCUUAUUGCUCAGGUUUCACUUCCUUAGCUUUUUCUUUCAGUCAUGUCUCCUUUGUAUGUUUAUAUCAAUAAAAUGUCUCCUUGAAGUUUUUUUCUGAGAGCCCGGUUAAUACGGACACCAGGAUAAUGCUAGCAGUAUUGCAUGUGCCCUUGGUCUCCGUAUCAUGAACUGGUUCCACUGCAACACUUUUCAGCUGCUGUAGUCACUGUUGCAUGUUUGUAUUUAUGCUUGUUUUUGCUGAUGAGCGUAUUUAACCUUUUACAAAAUACAAUUUGCUAUUCAAACGUUUUGGCAAACAAACACAGAUACUUUUUAAAAAGUGAGUAACGGUUGCGCUAUUCUCAAAACAAAACUGUGGCGCUGCGUCGAUUGCGAAGUAGGACAAAAAAAAUUGAGUUAUAUCAACUGAUUUUAUAAAGUAUAUAUAAACUUACCAGUGAAGAGAGAUUCAAGUCAGAGUGGACAGAUCAAGAGUGAAUCGAUUUUCUCUGAGAAAGGGCAAGCGCUCUACUAUUUGGAAAUUUUAAUUGCUCAAUUUUAAACAUAUUUACAAGAAAUUUCAGCUAUCUCUUUGCUGCCAUUACCCAGCUUACACCUGUUCUUGACGGCACAGAGAAAAGCUCCUCGCUCAUGCGACUGGUCUUUACCCAACAGGCAGACCUCAGCGGUCCAUAUGGGGGAAGGAGAGCCAUGUUGCACGUCGCUACCUUCUUUAAGUGUAAAAAUUUAUUUAUGACAAUUUAAUAACCAGCUUCCUGUUGCCGGUUAACUCAAUUGGUUAGUGCGCUGUACACAUGCUUCUGGAGGUCAGGGUGCGAGUCCUGGCGAGCGCCUGAUUUUUGUCAGGCUUUUUUCACCGCAAGUCAAAGAUUCGUGUCUAACUGCGAUGAUCUUGAAAUUUAAUUUUUACCCUUUUUAAAAUAAUGAAAACUUAUGAACAUUUCCUUAUGCAGAGUGUUCUCCGCCUUUAUCAAGUUAUCUGGCCAAUGGUCACGUUCAAGGAAGCGGCCACGUUUAUCGUUCGAAUUACAACUUUACCUGCAACAGCGGCUACGUCCUUUUUGGUGAUGAUUACAUCACCUGUACAGAAAACGGAACCUGGAAUGGCACAUCUCCUGUAUGUGUAAAAGGUAAUGAAAACUUACUUAUCACUUUUUAGUCUGAAAGGAGAGAUUAUAUCAAAUUAGAGCGAUUUUCGGAUCAAGAAUCAAGCGUUAAAUUUAGGACAAACUAGUUUUAGGGGGCAAAAUUUUUGGCUAAUCUUACACAUUGGAUCUCUAACGCAUGACUUUAACCAGGGACCGCGCAGUAAGUUUCCGACUGGGGGUGCUAAAGAAGAAUGCGUGAAGGAAUUUUUUUGGGGGGGGGCCGGGGGGGCAUGCUGGUGGAUCUCUAUUCAAUUUCUCUAAAGUGACGGAGAAUGCGAAUAACGAUAAAACUAUUGAUUUUUUUCCACAUCUUCAGUGAUGUUGCUAUCGGGUCUGAAAAUUCACCAUCACUAAAUUGAACUAUCAUAGAUUGUUAUGUUAUACUACUGAUAUCAACCUUUAAUUACUAUAAAUAAGCCAGAAAUCCAACGAUUUUGCUUGAGCUGCCUUGAACUCAAGGCUGUAUAAUUACUGAGCAAUUAUUGCACGAGGCUGAGUAUGAUAUGAAGAGUUAUGCAGAUCGAGGGGGUUAUCCGCCAAAGCCGAAGGCUUGAGCCCGGUGGAUAACACCCUCCGAGAUCUGUAUAUCUUCAUAUCAUACGAAAGCCGAGUUCAAGCUGAGUUCAAUAAUUGUUUAAUUAUUCAUUAAAAAUAUUUACACGGCAAAACAAAACGGUAACUGAAAAUAAUUUAGUGAAUGAAGAUUCAAUUAUAGAACAGAUUCAGAAAAAAGUAGCAAAAAUUAUGCAGAGUUUACUCACCAGAUAAAGAAGGUUUUCCAUUUUGUUUGGAUAAGUAAUCAGAAAUUUAAGAGAUCUCUUUUUUGCAUUACUAGUGGUAUGUGAAGUCUCGUCGUUCGUAUUUAUGUUGCCGUGUACCAUGUUCACUUCUUUAUUCGUAAUAACCGCCGGAUUGAAUGUGCCUUGAUGACCAGAGCUAUACACAAUUCCGCGGUUUAAGUACUUUCGAUGACAAAAUGUUUUUAUAAACAGACCGCGUUCAACAAAACUUGCAAUUGGAAUGCUCAACGAGCCGCGAAGCCUGACAUCAAAAGACGGACUUCGCGCUGAUCGAGCUAAAAUCAGGACGCACAAUAACAAGAGAAACAAUAACUUCAUGAUCUUCCAAAAAUCAAGAUUGAAACUAAUAAACAAUUUGUUUGAGAAUCGCCUUAUAAACUAAACCCAGUUAUUACUUUGGAUCGAAAUUGACCAAUUACAAAACAACGCGUUUUCCUGAGAGGUCCGCAGGAAAAAGAAGCCAUUUAAAAGACGUUUACCUAUGCUAGGUUAGAAGCGAAAAAAUAUUUUACAAUUGUAACGACUAAUGCUUCAUUCUGUCUAUUUAUCUGCGCGUUGGUCUUUGCCAGUAACUCUGGUCACUUUCGAAUUACUUUUGUUAAAUUAUUUUUGGUUUAAUUUGUUUUUAUUCUUGCAAAAAAGUGGGGGCCCCCCAGCCCCUCCCGCUGCGCAGUCCCUGUUAACGCUUGAGCAGGAUCAAGUUGUCCUCAUACAACAAAGGUCAGAUAAAUCAUCCAAUCAACUUGUUGCUUUAAGAACCAAUCACUAGCUGGAUUCUGUUUGCUACAUGAAGAGCAGGCUCAAGCUUAGUUUACAACACUAUCUGUCUUGGUGAGCUCUUGUUGACAGCUAUAUACCUAACCAACUGACGAAGGGUCCAAUAUUUGGUUCCGAAACCGGUCUUGCAGUCACAGCUUAAAGCAGAGUGUUACGUUCUUCUUAGAACUUAACCAUGAAAUACCUACAAUCUGGAACCAAAUAGAUCAGUGUCAUUUUGCCUACACCGCUGAAAGCUUGGUUCCGUACCUAAAGAUCAGUUUAUUUUGUUUUCAUCGAUACAAAGUAGGUAGGUAGGUAGGUAGAUUUUUUAUUUAAAACUCGGUAAAAUCUUCAGUAAUAAUAGAGUAAAAAUCUAAUCACAAUUAAUUAGACUAAAAACUAUCGACAUACUGUUUUACAAGACUGCCGAGUGAGAGUCCGACGACUCAAAUACAUGUUUGAUUUGCUCUUUAAAUUUCCUGACUGAUUUAGUUUCUCUCACAUUUUCGGGUAAAGAGUUCCACAACAAAGCACCGCUGUAACUGAAACUUCGUUUCAAGUAGUUAGUACGCGGCCUGGGCAACGUCAAUUUAUGAAAGGAAUUGCGCAAAUCAUAGUCUGUGCUUCGUUCGUGAAAUAGGUUCUGCAAGUACACUGGAGCUUGUUCAUUUAGAGAUUUAAACAUCAUUAUUGCUUUAUGCUUCUUUCUCCUUAUAACUAAUUUGUCCCAUUUGAGUAUAUCAAGAAGCAGGCUCGAGCUAGUCCCAUAGUUGGCCUUUAAAAUUACUCUAGCUGCACGGUUCUGUAACUUUUGUAAUUUGUCACUCAGUUGAUCACUUAAGCCAUCCCAAACAAGGCUACAGUAAUCAAAGUGAGGUUGAAUUAAGGAGUUAUAGACUAGUACCGCAGUAGAUUGGGAGAUAAGGGGCCUAAUACGUCUAAGGGCACCUAUAGCCGAAGUUACCUUCUUACACAAUUCGUUAACAUGAUUAGACCAGGAAAGCCGAUUGUCAAUAAUGAGACCUAAUGAUUUUGCGUGAUCAACAUUGCUGAUAACUUGGUCUUCUAGUUUGAUGUUUAUUUCGUUAUGGCUUUCCGCGAGAAGCUUCUGGCGAGAGCCAAUAACCAUAAACUCGGUUUUCGCAACAUUAAGACUAAGCUUAUUGGCUUUUAGCCAACAGUGAAGGUUCAGUAGUUCUAAGUUAGUCUCUUGUUCAAGGUCAGCUAGAGAGGAACCAGAAAUGGUAAUAGUUGUAUCAUCUGCGAACAUUUUAGCGCAUGCUGAAUUAAGGCAGUUUGGAAGAUCGUUUAUAUAGAUUAAGAAGAACAAAGGACCGAGAAUACUACCCUGUGGGACUCCGCAUCUUAGUUCGCUUGCACUGGACAAUACGCCAUUAACAUAACAUUUCUGGCUCCUGUUACCUAGGUAGGAGGCAAAGAAUCGUAGGGAACCCAGAUCAAGUCCAUAGUUUGCAAGUUUAUGUAACAAAAUUGCAUGGUCAAUGGUGUCAAAAGCCUUUUUAAGGUCGAUAUAUACCACACCAUUUAAAAGGCCGUUAUCUAUGUUAAUAGACCAGUUGUUCGUUGAUUCAAGUAGCGCCGUCAUGGUGCUAUGGAGCGAUCGAAAGCCGGAUUGAUAAGUAUUCAAAUGUUUGUUUUUUAUCUAGGUAAUCAUAGAGUUGUUGAUAGAUAAUUUUCUCGAAUAGCUUUGAGACAAUUGGCAAUACAGAAAUUGGUCUAUAGUUAUUCAGGUCAGAUUUUGAUCCUUUUUUAAAGAUAGGAGUCACCUUGGCGAUUUUCCAUUCAUCUGGAAAGGUUUCUGUUUCUAUACAGCUAUUAAAAAUUUUCGUUAAUGAUGGUCCAAUAAUGGAACUGGCUAAUUUCAGAAGUUUACAAGGAACUCCGUCCAAUCCCAUGGCUUUCUUUUCGUCAAGCUCACUUAGUAGUUCACACACAGUUGUGACACUAAGAGCCCUUAAGGAGAAGGCUGUUUUAGUGGGUUGUAAAUAACUUUCAGGGUCGAUAUUAGAAGGUGAUAAUUUACUGGCUAGAUUUGGUCCAAUAGAGGUGAAAAAGUUAUUAAAAGCUUCUGCAAUUUCAGGCGCAGAAUUUAUAGUUUCGUUAUCUGUUUUAAUUUCAGUGAUAUUGCGGUUUGUGCAAGAUUUACGCGAGCUCAGUUCGUUAAUUAGCUUCCAAGUUUUGGACGAAUUCUUUUUAUUCAACUCUAAGUUGUGCAAAAAAUACUGACGUUUGGCUGAUUUGAUAGCAUUGUUAGUUUCAUUCCGCGCUUGCUUGUAAAGUCUCUUCUUAAAGACGGCUAUUCGGCAAGGUUACGCAAUCUUAAUCCUCUAUCUAUUGCGCGUGCCUGUCCAUUAUUUCUCCACAUGAGAGCCAAUAAACUAAAUGUUACUGAUCAUUUUCACUCCUUCUAAGGGCGCGAAAGUUGAUCUAAAUCUUGCGAACGUACAAGCUGAGGACUCGUAGCCUUUCUCAUAACCCAUAUUGAUGACGGCGUGAUGUGUCUGUUUGUAAAUGUCUACGCCAUUUAGUUGCAUGUAGCAGUGACCAACUCGAAAACCUAAGCUCCUUUGGUCACUGUGCUCACACUUCACCUUCGAUGACUUAUGUAGUUUGCUUUUUUAUUUAUUUUUUCUUUCUUUUGUAUUGCUGUUGUAAUUUUUGUAGUAACCUCUUGAAAUACUGCAAAAAGAGAACAAUCUAGAAGAAUCUGAUAUCUAUACGAGGUAUACUAUUUCGAACAAAAUAUAAGUCAGAGUAGUCAUUAUUUGAAGGCUACAUUUAAAUCCUAUACGUUAAGACUCGAUCAUAUCUAAACGUCUUGCAAUAGGUUCAAAAACCUUCUUGUUUUUUACCUUUCGCUUGAAUACUUUGACUAGUUGAUCAUUGAAACUGAGUUUACCUCAUAACAAGGACUCUCUUACAUCGGCCAUUAGUCUCGCUUGCUUAGCGAAUAGAUCGAGAAAUGCGGAAGCGAUUAAUUCUACACGAAACAGAAUUUACUUGCUGAAGGUUUUUACUUCCUACUUUAUCGACGUCGAUACUUUUCAUUUGUUUCUCAAUUGAUUAGUACGCGUGUUAGCGACGACCUGAAAUACGUCUGAGGUCGCAGGCUAUACGCAUGUAUAAAUACACGAAAAGUCAAGGGCCUCGAUUCCAGAGAAAUUACAUCAUUGCCAGAGAUCAAAAAAGUGAUUUACAUAGCACGUCAUUUCAAUCAUCGCCGAAAAUAAGCCGCAUGCUCAUCACAAGUAUCAUUUGCAUACAAUAAAAGUUUACAACAUCCGACCAUCGCAUUUUUGCUAAUUAAGAUACUUAUUUUUUCGACCACUCAGUAGUAUUCACUUGUUCCAAAGUAAUCAGCGCUUUCAAGCGAUAGAAUUCGUGGACCGACACGUUUCGGAAAAACUACAAAUAUAAUCUUUCCUAAUCCUUCUUCGCAAAACAUGCGUGCGUGGCUUCGAUCACGCAAAGAUUCUUAGGCCCAGUUUCCACAGGUCUCCGAAAAUAACGCCUGGUACAAUGACCCUACAAAAUACACAGUAGGACGAAAAACGCGUUGCAGAUUAUGAGUCUCGCUGCUUACGCAAGCGAGACUAAUAAACAUGAAGUUGGUUUGACGCAUGUUCCCUUGCUAUUUAUCUGGGUAGCUUGUUUAAAACGGGUUUAAAAUAUGGCAGAGCUUUUGGAAUUUCUCAAUUUACUGUUUUAUUUGUUAACUUUGUGAAUUUCGAAGACAUAAAUGGAGCGCCAGCCAUUUUUUCUCACUGGACUGACGUCAUCGGUAUUUCGCGGCAUGUCACUCACGUGUGACAGUUGUUAAACAUCUCUAACUUAAAGAUAAUAAGAAACUGUUAGGAGUCUAGGACGGUUGCUGACAUGCAUUUGUCCUUUUCAGCUUGUGUACCAUUGAACUCUAACCUAACAGAUGGUAUCGUGUUCAGAAAUGAUACGGAAUUUGGCACUGAAAUAGAUUACAUGUUUGUCUGCAACAGAGGAUUCUUCUUGAACGGUUCAAGUCACGUGACUUGCAAAGACGGUGUUUACAAUGGUUCAGCCCCAGAAUGUCUUCCAAAAGGUAAGCUAUUGAAUAAAUUUUAUACCUAAGUUUUUUAUGAGGGAACAAACAGCUGUUUAUUUUCCCGCAGUGAAAAACAGGGAAAGGAAUGGUGUCCAAUCAUUGUACAUCAGACAAUAGAAAUUGCUCAUAAAAUUUGUGUAAGCCUAAUGAAAUGGAACCCGGCUCUGCGGACAACUGAUUAAACUGACACCCGCAUAUAACAGACAGCUUCGUUUGUCCCGACGAAAAGCUCAUAAAUUUGCUCUAAAAUUAACCUGCUUAAUACGGACACAAGUUUAUACGGGCAAAGGACACUUUAUUUGUGUCCCGAAUUCGCCCCCAAUCUCUAACAAAUCGUUAGCCCCGCUUCACGGUCGCUGGUUAUCCGCGCACUGUCUAUUUUUAUGGUCACAUUUAUGUGCUAGUUGUAGACAUUGUACCCUGUGCAAAUAAUGACAGAUUUACAGGGGCUUAGGCAAUUUUAUUAUCAGAAAAAACAGUAGCAAAGAUGCGUGACAUGUUUGAUUUCGAUCAGUCCGUCUUUCUUGCGGCGUUUGACCCUUUUAUUGCUCAGGUUUCACUUCCUUAGCUUUUUCUUUCAGUCGUGUCCACUUUGUAUCUUUAUAUCAAUUAAAUACGUCUCCUUCAUGAUUUUUUUUUUCCUGAGAGCCUGCUUAAUACGGACACCCGGAUAACACGGGCAGUAUGGCAUGUGCCCUUGGUCUCCCUAUCAACCGGGUUCCACUGCAACACUUUUCAGAGCGUUCAGCUGCUGUUGUCACUUUUGAAAGUUCUAUUAGUGUACAUAGCUUCUUCUCUAGAGGUCAAGGAUCGAGUCCCGGAAAGCGCGUGAAUUUUUUUCAGGCAUUUUUAUCACAACUCGAAGUUUCCGUAUCUAACUGCGAUGAUCUUGAAAUUUAAUUUUUACCUCCUUUAAAAAAUAAUGAAGACUUAUGAACAUUUCCUUAUGCAGAGUGUUCUCCGCCUUUAUCAAGUUAUCUGGCCAAUGGUCACGUUCAAGGAAGCGGCCACGUUUAUCGUUCGAAUUACAACUUUACCUGCAAUAGCGGCUACGUCCUUUUUGGUGAUGAUUACAUCACCUGUACAGAAAACGGAACCUGGAAUGGCACAUCUCCUGUAUGUGUAAGAGGUAAUGAAAACUUACUUAUCACUUUUUAG